UCCCUUCUCUGCUGCUUGUGAUCAUCUUCCCUAGAGCAUCAUGCGGGGUUCCAUUCUGCUACAGGUCUCCUUGCUCCUUUGCCUUGUGGGAUGCAGUCUUCAAGGAGGGACAGGAGCCGUGCAGUCACCGGUUUCCUCACCUCUAGCAGUGAAGGCAGGGGGGAGAUAUCCCCAAUUUGGACCUCAGGGCUACCAGCAGGGCUACCAGCAGGGCCCAACAGGUAUUCGCAAUGGAUAUGAAGCGGGUUAUGGUGUUAAAGCUGGGAAACCAGCCGCCGGUAGCCUCGGGGUACUCCCUGCAGGGAAACAAAAGCCAGGUUAUGGAAAUGGACGUUACCCCAGCAACUUCCAACAGCAAGGAAUUGGGGCCAAACCUUCCAAAGCAGGUUAUGGCCAACCAGUGGGUGGAGUGAGGGGCAUUGGAGCCCAACCUGGUUAUGGAAAUGGACUUUACCCAAGUAACCUCCAACAGCAAGGAAUUGGAGGAAAACCCCCCAAAGCAGGUUAUGGUGCCCCAGCUGGUGGUUUGCCCAAUGUCGGAGUCCAACCUGGUUAUGGAAAUGGUCUUUACCCAAGUAACGUCCAGCAGCCAGGAAUUGGAGGAAAACCACCCAAAGCAGGAUAUGGCUCCCCAGCUGGAGUUCUGCCCGGUGCUGGCGUUCAGCCCGGUUUCUUAAAUGGAGCUGGACGUUUCCCUAGUAACAUCCAACAGCCAGGAUUUGGAUCAAAACCCUCCAAAGCAGGUUAUGGACCUGGGAAUUACCCACGAUUUGGAGCUCAAGCAGGCUACGGGGCUAAGGCAUCCAAAGCAGGUCUUGGGUCAAAGCCGUCUAAAGCAGGUGCUUUCCAGCAGCCCUACCCCAGUGGCCUUGGGUCAAAGCCUUCCAAAGCAGGAUACCCACAAGGAGUAGGAAAUUACCCAAGCAACAUCCCUCAGCAAGGUGCUUUUCAGCAGCCGUACCCCGGUGGCCCUCAGGAGUACAUACAGGGAGCAGCUGGUUACCCCAAUACCUACCCACAGCAAGGAUUGGGGGCCAAGCCAUCUAAAGCAGGUGCCUACCAGCAGCCCUACCCUAAUGUUGCUGGAGGAUACCCACAACCCAUAGGAAAUUACCCAAGCAGCAUCCAACAGCAAGGUCUGGGGGCCAAGCCAUCUAAAGCAGGUGCCUAUCAGCAGCAGCCCUACCCCAACAGUGCCUAUCAGCAGCAGCCCUACCCCAACGGUUUGAAUAACUUUCUGGGCAAUGGAAAGGGACAAGGAGUCAAGUCUCCCUAUGGCUCUCUGGGUGCCCUGGGAAAGAGCUCCAAGCAAGGUGCCCUUGGCAAGUUUCCAUACAAGUCACAGCCCCUCCCUGCCGAUGCCCUUGGAUAUGACUCAAAAUCCCUAAAAAACAGUGGCGCUCAGUUGCCCUUUGCUUCCCAGGCUGGUUACCCCGACCCCGCUUCUGUUAAAUAUGGUGGUGGACCAGUUCCUUAUGGCCCUCAGGGCGCCUACCCCGAUCCUUCAGCUAUUAAAUACGGUGGUGUCCCUCAGUACCCUGAAACAGCAUCAUCUCCAAUCAGUACACUGGAAGAGGACCUGAGCCAAAAUGUUCCUCUAGAAGGAACACAGCUAAUCGCAGCGGGGCCUACUACCCCCCCGACCACGCAAGCUUCGCCCAGCACCCUGAAACAGAAAGCCUAUAAAGUCCCAGAAGAACAGGCAGCUUAUAGAUUCUAUGGCACUGGAUACCAAGGCUGCGCUGAGUGCUAAGCUCUGAAGUCCAACAUUUGUCCUUGGAUUGGAUGUUUUUGUGGGUUGGGGUGUAUAUAGGGGAGGGUUUGCAGAGGAUUAAUCAAUAAAAAUAAGUAAAAUGUCAA
Molecule: messenger RNA, 1860 nt
Organism: Xenopus tropicalis (tropical clawed frog)
Lineage: Eukaryota; Metazoa; Chordata; Amphibia; Anura; Pipidae
Gene: eln2
Product: tropoelastin 2
Exons: 39
Coding region: 41-1753 (570 amino acids)
Source: RefSeq, a predicted model, not a curated record